Messenger RNA from Bombus pascuorum, 12329 nucleotides. Its product is annotated as nucleolysin TIAR. The transcript has 11 exons. Bases 1293 to 2651 code for a protein of 452 amino acids. The record is from RefSeq and is a predicted model, not a curated record. NCBI's taxonomy places the organism in Eukaryota, Metazoa, Arthropoda, Insecta, Hymenoptera, Apidae. Gene Ontology annotation, molecular function: mRNA binding.
UUCGGUAAAGCGUUUGUUUCUUGUGUAACAUUUUAAGACGUUCGAAGAGUGCGCUCGAACACAUAAAGACUGAUUAUAGUGAUUCGUAAUUAUAUAUCCGUUUACCGAUUUCUAACUUUGUGUAAGGAACGUGUCAACGAAGUUCGACGGUGUGAACACAUUUAUACAACGAUAACGGAUAAUUUGACAAAUAAGCGCAUCUAGCCGAAACAUUAGGUGACUUUAAUCGUUUUAUCCGCGAAAAUCUUGUCGAUCAAAUAGGUAAUACGAAAAAAGUGAGGUAGUGAAAAAUAGGCAAAGUCGAAGUGAAGCGGCUGAGGAUUUUAUUAACGAGUAAUCCAGCAACGAAACAAGCUCCCGAGUGUCUCGAAGAUUAACGAUAAUUAAAAAACCGGUGGAAGUUGGUUACCCCGAGGAAGCUGCAAAGUAGCAAGAUCCCACCCGCAGGAGAUCGUGAACUUAAAGAGACCCAGGUGGAAGUGGUCCAGUCCGGGUCAACGAUCGGCGUUAGUAGAUCGUAUCAGACCCCUCAGCAAGGAGGGUGGGUGCAGUGGUGCAGUGGUUGCAGAAGGGCCAGCGAGGUUGGGGUGGCCUCGUCUACAGGCGCCUUGGCACCGAGUGCACCGGGCCCCGGGGCUGCAGUGGUGGGCUGCUUGGUUGGGGUGUACCCGUGUUCUCCCUCCUCCACGGGGCCCAGGGGCCCCAUAACUCAUCACUUCCAGGCUAUUCCGAGUCAACAACAACCGAUUGGUUGCCGUGCCUGUUGCUGCGUGCAUAGCAAUCACCAGCCAGCUUCGGUCCAGCUUACCAGUCAGCGGGGCGGCCUAUCGCUGAGGGUAGCGAGGGUGGCGUCCACCACCUCCGUCCGAGCCGCCCCCUACGCCCACCCCCAGCACCAGGGGCUGGGGCAGGAGUGCAGGUAAUAAUAAAUUACUAAACAUACAUUGUAGCUUCACUUCGACACGUAUAGUACUCUACUACUACUACCACUACUACUACUCCUAGUACUACUAUUACUACAACUACUACAAAUAGUAACCACUACCAUUACUACUUCUACCUAUACUACUACCGCUACAUCCGCUUCUACUCUGCUCGUCGUCGUCGUCGGCAGUGUUUGACAAAAAUAAAAAAAAGUACAAUAUAAUAAAAGUAUAACGUAGUAGCACGUCGAAGUAACAAACACGGUUGAUGGAGUAAAAGAGUUAUCCAAAACCAAAAACGCACAAAAAAGGUGUAGGGAGGAGACGGGGGCAUUGGGUGGAGGUGGUGCGCACAUCCUCGGCAGCCCGAUGCUGUUCGUCCCGUUCACGGUGCCCACCUUCCCCGCGACGCAUCAUCAGACGACCCACCCUGCGCAUCAGACGCAUCAUCAACAGCUACAAGCCACUACCCAGAAUCCGGUGCAGCAGCCGCAACAACUCACGCAGCUCAAUCAGCUGAGCCACCUGAAUCAUCAAGGCAUUGUACCGGCUACGACCAACCAGCCGACCAUACACAGCACCAGCUGUUCGCCGCAGCAACAAGCAACUACACCGAAUAAGGAGAUGAAAGUUAACUGGGCCACGUCUCCGGGAAACCAACCAAAACAGGACACCAGCAAACACUAUCACAUUUUCGUAGGAGAUCUGAGCCCAGAGAUCGAGACGCAGACCUUGAGGGAAGCCUUCGCUCCUUUCGGCGAAAUCUCAGAUUGCAGAGUUGUAAGAGAUCCACAGACGCUCAAAUCCAAAGGAUAUGGUUUCGUUUCCUUUGUUAAAAAAGCGGAAGCGGAAAGUGCCAUCGGUGCCAUGAAUGGACAAUGGCUCGGUAGCAGGAGUAUUCGAACGAAUUGGGCGACUCGCAAACCCCCUGCACCAAAAUCCGAAGCAAAUACAAAACCAUUGACUUUCGAUGAAGUGUACAAUCAAAGUAGUCCGACCAACUGUACAGUAUACUGCGGUGGACUAACUAAUGGUCUAACAGAAGAGCUAAUGCAAAAAACUUUCUCGCCUUUUGGAUCCAUCCAAGAGAUUCGUGUAUUCAAGGACAAGGGUUAUGCUUUUAUCAGGUUUUCUACCAAAGAAUCGGCGACACACGCUAUUGUGGCGGUACAUAACACCGACAUCAAUGGUCAAACGGUGAAAUGUAGCUGGGGCAAGGAGAGCGGGGAUCCAAACAAUGCGCAGCAAACGGGACAGGCGUUAUCGUCGGCGACGUACCCAUACUACGCGGCGGCAGCAGCUGCCGCCGCGGCGGCGGCAGGAGUCGCGGGUGUCGGAGGCGUCGGUGGCGUCGGCGGAGCUGGCCAGCUAGGAUACUGGUAUCCGCCCCAAUCUUAUCCUACGACAGCGACGCAGAUGCAAGCUGGUGGCUUCCUCCAAGGAAUGCAAGGAUAUACUUAUGGACAGUUCGCCGGAUAUCAACAGGCGCAGUACAUGGGAAUGGGAAUGGGUGUCCACGCUGCUGGCACGGCAGCAGGUUGGGGCCAGGGAUUACCUGGGGGACCACAGUUACCCCCACACCACGCCACGACGGUCACGGCACCCCCAGGGGUGCAAGCCGCACCCCCACCACCACCACCUCCGGCACAAAUGAUGGCCUACCCGAUGCAACAGUUCCAGUAUGUAUUUGAAGAAGUAAGGGGCCCUAACAAUACAUAUUCGAGAUGAGGGAAUACUAGUGAAAAAGAGUUAUAAAGCCUAUCAAGAUCCUGCAUAAGAAUCUUUCAUCACACUAGCGGAUGAGGACUGGCUGACGCCUAGCCUUCUAGUGUGAUGGUAAGCAAGUACACCCCACCAACAGGAACAACUUCUACAGCAACAACAGUUACCACCACCACCACCACCAUUAUCACCACUACCACAACUACCAACAACAACAAAAUUUCCGUCACCAUCGACGCCACCGCGACAGCAAAAGCAACAAAAAUCAUGCCGCUUCCGGCUUGAUGAAACAUAAAAGCAGAGGGCAGAAAUUGCCAAACGUAGUUAACGAUCGCUUUAAUGAACAGAGCAAGGGAAAAAAAAAGUAUGACAGGAAAAGGGGAUGAAUUCUUAUCUAUAAAAGCAUUUCUUAAAGUAAACGAUAAAAAAAGACAAAAAAAAAAAUGUAAGGAGAGUAUGACAAAGAAAAAAGAGAGUACUUCCAGAUUCCCCUAAAAUUUUCACGUCCAAUAUAACCGGCAAUCUUUACGGGAAAGAAAACUAACUGGUACCGUCAACAAGUCGGAGGUAUCCUCUCGUCCAGUCUGUAGGGUAAUGUAGUGUCUCUCUCGGCUUGAAUUAAUAGAUAGCGUUGCCGUCACGGUAGUGUCAAAAGCUUCAGUAAUGAAACACGAAUUCCGGGAUACGCGGACCACCAUGUGAUCAUCAAAGACAGUUUGUAGCGUAAACAACCAAUAUUUUGUGUGUUGUAUCGUCCACAAAGGACUGAUUACGGAAGAGACGAACGAGUUGACGCAUGUUGAACAAGCUCGUGAUUUGCACUUUCCGCCAUUUAAUCGACGCUAAACUCCUUUAUCGACGAUAAACUUCUAAAAAGAGAAAAAAAAAAAGAGCAAAAGAAAAGCGAUAGGACGCCGCCAGUUAUCGACCCGUAACCCGGAUUCAUUAUUUUUGUAGUUUGGGCUUAACAGUGAAAAUUAAUAAGUCGAAGACGUAAAAAGAAACUGUAAACGCGUUACUCGAAGCGCGAACCAGCGACCGUCAAGUAAUCGUGCUGUAUAAAUAAUAAAUAAAAGAAAUCGAUAAACACGUGCACACUCGUGAAGAUUAUAUAAAGUAAAUUUAACAGAAAAAAAAGUUAUUAUAAACGAAAUUCAACAAUUAGCUAGUUAGGUAGGUAUGUUAUAAUAAAAAGUUACUCGAGGACGAUUCGAAAUUCGGCGGCAAGGCGGAAACAGACCUUCAGAAAUUCAACGAUUCCGCGUUCCUGAGGAACUGUUUAAACGUACAACCACUCGACUAUCGUGAACCACGGAACUGAAAGAUCCACGUGUCUUAAUCCAUUUUCCGCCACUGCGAGGACUUCUUCCUUCGGUUAUUAUAUUUAUUAUCAGACUCGAGGCCAAAAGACAAAUCAUGCGCGAAGUCUUCGCAGAACAGUCGAAGAGCCGUUUUUAUUAUUCGACUUGAUCCUUUUGACGCGGCACUUAGACAGUUGGAUAUUUUUAUAAAAGAUCAGCCGUAUGCGCCGAGGGGUGUCGACCGAUGCUGUUGGCGCGCCAAUCUCGCGAUUAAGGUAAAACAAACGUAACACACGAUACAAUAAAAAAAAAAAAAAAGAAAGCAAGAUAAAAGGAUAUGAAAAGAUGGAAGGAAGCGACGAUUGGACAAAGCGUCAUCGAGCGAUCGAUCGACUCCAAUCAAUCGUGUCGGGUCUACCGUGGUUUUUAACUUAUACCUUAGAUUUUUAUAUAAUACGAAUACCAUAGAACCAAAGGGAAAAAUCUCGACUUUAAGACGCUUAAGCAAUAAAUCACUAAGCUUAGGAAAGCGAAGAAACAAACCGUUUAUCCCUGCGUCUCUCUACUGUAACUUGCUCUCAGCUAUUCAGUUUGUGAGCCACGAAUUCGUAACAACGAAGGGGUACAUAGAUCGGAGAGAAGGGACACGACGCGAGUUUUAAGAAAUCGAUAAGAGAAAAAGAAAAAAAGAGAAAGAGAAAAGAUGGAAUGAAUCGGUAAAUGGUCUGUCCGACGUCCCGAAUUUCGACUUGGCCAAUCUAACGAAACAAAAGAAAUAAAAAAAAAAACGAAAUCGAAACAAGUGUAAGUAAGAAACAAGUGUAAGCAUGCGUGGAUACGCUCGCGCGUACGAACGAGAGAAUGUUAGGAAGAGAGAACGAGGGUGAGCGAACGAGAGUCUGCGAAUAAUGAGAAAUUAUACAACAAGCGAGAGACGAGAAAAAAAGAUUAAACAAUUCGUAGAUAGACACAUUGCACAAACAGCACGAAAGUUAGAUUAGAGAUCCGUCGAGUUCCUUCCUCGCGAACGCGUAUCCUGUCCUCCGAUUGAAUCUUUCAAAGGUUGUCUCUCUUUGUGUAAUUCCGUCGGAAUCGGAAAACAAAAUCCCUCAGCCUUUAAACCGUUGCUAUAUAUGUAUAUAGUAGCGAAUAAAGAAACGAGAGAAGAGAUCGUUAGAAAAGAAACAGGUUAGGGAUUAAGAAAAAAUGAACGCGAAGACCGACGACGGUUUAACAAGUAUAACGAGGACGAAGUAAUCCCAUCUGAUUUGCCUAUCUAUGAUCCCCGCUUUAGACCUUCGUAACCUGUCCAUACUUACUCCAUGCUUCGUCUCUUUCAGUUUUAAGCACGAUCCGAUGCUUCCGUAUCGUACUUCUUCUGUUUCGCCGUCGACCGUUCGAAAUCACCCUUUGAUAGACGCCCACUCUCUCUCUCCCUCUCUCUUUCUCUCUCUCUCUCUUUCUCUCUCCUUGCGCCCGUGUUUGUACGGUAUCUUUUUUUCUCAAUAAUGAAACUGUCUCAUCAUACGAGCGCGCGUCGUCGGGUGCAAAGCCAUGAGUUUCGUUAUGAUACGAUGAAUCCCGUAGGAUUUAGACGAACGAACCGAAUAACGGAUAGAGAAACGAAAGAAAUAGAGACGAGCAAAAAGAAGAGAAAAAAAAGAAGGAGAGGAUAAAGGGGAUGAGCAAGAAUGGAAAACGGGCAAAGGAAAAGGAGAAAAAUGGAGAAAGGGGGAAGAAAACGGGGAGAGAGAUAAAGAGAGAUGGACGACUUUGUUAUUAAUCAAAAGAUAGACGACGGAUCGUGCUUUAAACGAAUCAAAAGCGUUCAACGUUUUCGAAUCAAAAAACGCGACGAUCAAAGAACGAUACAGGGACGUUUGCGAGACAUUAGAAUUGAUGAGAUCGCGAGAGCAUCGAAUACAAGAGAAUGACGAAAUCAAACCCGCUUGGGACAACGUAGCAUUUAGGAAAUAUCAGUAAAUUUACUAAUUUCCCGAACGAUUCGAUACGUAGUACGUGGAUAUGGAUAUAAAAGGUGUGCCUUCAGUCCAUCUCGCGGACCACAAAUAUUUCGUACCAUUAAUUCCUUGUAAACUAAUAUUGUUCUAUUCGGCGAGAGAAAACGAGCAAACGUUUCUAUGCCUGAAACAUAAAACGUAUGUAAGUAUAUAAAUCUGACAACUACGCGUAAUUCGAUAAUCUCUUAGUGUCUUCCCAGUACGAAAAGCAUCUCGACAGAACUUUACAAAUUUUACGUAGCAAGAUUAUUUGUUAAAAUUUAUUACGAUUUAUAGAUGUUCGAUUUUAUUAUUGAAAUUGUUAAAUUAGCUGAAUUAGUUGACUAAUUUUCAUUUAAAUUUUACUACCCGGUUAACUCGGGUAUUUAUUGACGUUUAUUUCUCAAACGGCGAAUCUUCGUCCGAGAUUAUUCAUAUUCUUACAUAGUUUUCAAAUUGACACUCUGUAUACUCUAUACGAGAUCAGUGCGAUAUUUUCAUUCGGAUUAGUUGUUUCGUGUGGAUAAGUUAAGGCGAGAACUAUACAGAUGAAUCAAAAAUUUGUACAAUGGAGAAAUUUUUAUCGUGUACUUAAAACAUAAGGAUUGUGGCCCAAGAUUUAAAACCAACACCAAACAUAUUUCACUCUAUGCCCGUCAAUUGUUUUAUAAUUGAUAAACACGAGAGAGGUAAGAGCCAUUUGUAAAAAAAAAAAAGAAAAAGAAAUUACACGAACAUACAACGAAGUAAUACAAAAUUCAAUAACACGUUAUCGUGAAGCGCGGACGUGAAUCAUUGGCUAUUCCAAACAGUAACGGAGUUCUGUUUCUCGACACAAACGUAAUGAAAUACACAGCCUAAAGGACACGGUACCGAUCGCGAGGAAGAAACGAAAGAAUUAUAAAUAAAUAUAUACAUACAUAUAAAUACAAAAAAAUAUAUUAUAUAUAUAUAUAAAUAAAUAAAUAAAUACCAAAACGUGCAGCGACGACGAAAGCUGUUAUUUUGAAUCGUCGUAAGCGAAAAAAGAAAGCGCUGUGCGUGAGAUAAAAAAAGAAAUAGCUUUUAAGAGACGACAUAAGAACAUAAGUGAAACAAAAUAUCGUGUACAUUAUUAGUUAGGCGAACAAACAAGAAAAAAAAUAAAAAUAUAGGUUAUUUUUCUGAAAAGUGGAACGAGCGAGAGAAAAAGGGAAAAGGGCGGCGAAUAAAAUGGCAGGUAAGAGUUAGAAUGUACGACGUAAAUCGUAGCGUGAAUUUAAGGGGCAGCGCGAGGCGUCGUAUUGAAAGAAAGUCGAUUAAAGGGGGGUGGGGGAUGAAGGAGAAAAUCAAAUCAUACGUCUGGUACACUCUACUCUUACGUCCUUCGGCCGUAUAAUCACUCCCCUUGCCAGAAAGUUCACUUCUCGACUCGAUUCCACUUUCAACGGGAAGAAAGAGAGUGGUCCCCCACUCUUUUAAAGAAUCAGCGGGGAUCCUCGUCCUGUAAAAAGUAUUUGAAGAAUGACGCCUUAAGCAUUAAGGCGUGUAUAGAACUUACCGCUAGUCUCGAGUACGUUGUCUAGGUAAUAAAGCAAAUGAAGCUAGCCAAGUAAAAGGAGAAAAAAUAAAGGAAUACAUGGCGCAGCGUCAAAGGGGAAACCAAAAAUGUAGUAUAAAGUGAUAAGUAGAUAAUUAAUGUAAUUUAAUUAGUAGAAGAUACCACGGGGUUUUGGAAAGUAACGACCACGAAACGAGAGUGGAAUCGAGGAAAACCGUGUAAAGAAAUUUAGGCAAAAAAGGGUGAGAAUGAUGCGAACAAUACAGAAGGAUGAGAGCAAGAGAGAAUGGGAGAGAGAGAAUGCACGCUAGAGUGAUACGUCUAAUAGAAAAUGGUCAAAUCCAUUUAUGGUACCUAAGUCAUGUGCGUAAUCACGCCCAGAAAAAGGAAUACAAAAUGACACGUACACUGACACUCGUACAGGUAAAACGCACGCACGCACGCACGCACAAACACACGUACACGUAUGUAAAUACACACGUACAAACAAAAUCAUAUUCUCUACACGGCAGCGUACGUAUAGAGAACGUAGCGGCGAGAAACUUAACAACAACUCUAGGCUUAGUAAUCUAGUCUAGCUUGACGAUCGCUAAGUUAACAAAUAAGAAGAAGAAAAGAAACGUUCAUGAAAAAAAAAAAUGAAUAGCGCAAUAACUAUAUCCGCAAAUCACAUCGAGCACCGUUACACGACAUGUACACACACGCACACAUAAAUACUACACGUAAACGUAAAACACAACAAGGCAUAAACACGGAAAUAAAAAUAUAUAGGAAACAAGCUGCGGCUGCUGCCUCCAUCCUUCGUCCGUGUUCUCGAGACGCAAACUCUAGAAUUUCUACAGCCCUGUAACGCGUCCGAUAUUUCGCAAUUCUCGCCGUUUCAAGAAUUUUUACCGUCGUGUCGUUUAAGCUUCAGCAAGCUGGCAUACCAGCUGCCUAGCCGUUAUCGAAUCACGACAUUCUCGCGUUACCACGACCCAGUUCCUUCUUUUUUUUUUUUUUUUACCAACCUCCUCUCCUAUUCUUCUUUCACACUUACUGGCAUCUUCGACUUUCUUUCAUUACUACGUAUCACGUCUUUGUGACAUUCUUUUGUCCCGACAUCCUUUCUUCUUCGUUUUGUCUUCUGGCUUCCUUGCCAUCCUUCUGUGCCGAACGACCGAAUCGCUCUACAAAUGAUUUCCUACACAGAAGGAUUCCUCUCAUGGAGAUUUACCAAAUAUGAUAGCCGACAAUCAUUCAAGAAACAUACACUUAGAGACUUGUACGUGUUCCUCUCAACGAGGACUAAGUGAAAAUAAUUAACCAAGUUCCAGUAUGCUUUCACGCGACGUCUUACGAACAAUGGACAGAGAGGAUUAUCGGCAUCGGCGGCGAAGGAAAAUAGGAAACGCUAUCGCAUCGGUUUUGUCGAACGCCCUGUUGAUAUUCAAUGUAUCGAGUCACUACACCUUCGCUUUUAAUAAAUAUACAACGAAACACUGUUUCAAUGCGUCAAAAGCGUUACACGCGCAUAAAGCACAUAUAAAACAUAUCACUGCGUUGUUUAGCAAAGUCCGUGAAUCUUCGUUAGAAGUCGUAGAAAGAAACAACAAAUGUAACGUUGUUGAUAGAUCGAGUGGCGUAAGUCGCAAGUAUUGGCCGCUUAAAGCGGUUUUUGUUCUUGAUAGAAGUGAAACGGUGAAUGAAAAUAUGAAGUUUGUAUGGUAGAGUUAGGAAAUUUAAACAGAAUGGUUGUUAAGUAUCUCGUAUUGUUUCGUAGACAACCUCUAUAAUUAAAAUUGCUAACGUGGUUACAUUCCUAUAUAAAAUUCUUCGUUCUUGUACAUGCUUCGUGAACAAAAAGUUUUCAUGAUUGAAAUUGAUUUAACUAUUUCGUUGAUAAUAUAGGAGAAAUUUAUUUUAAGUAGAAGUUAUCCUUUUACGCAAUUUGUCGACCGUUCCUUCGACCAUGCGCAGACAGACGGACUGCGUGUACCUAUCUUACCGUCCUAUAAAAUAACAUUGUUUAAGAGUAGUUACAUUUGUUUAAAAAUGUUACUCUGAGAUGAUACGCGCCAAGUAAGAUCACGGCAUAUACAGUAAUUAAACGAUCAUGUAACGUUGUACAUAUAUAGAGUCGUUUCGCAUAUGUAGCAAGAAUCUAGAGAAAUACGACGUAGAAAACUAUAGAUAACUACCAGAUCUAGGUAACCGUACGAUUUAGUCACAGCUAUUGCUGAUUCUUUGUAGCAGCCCGCAGUGGAGUAUUCGUCUGUCCUUUGUGUACAAAGAAGAUUUUGUGUUUGUACAAAUGAAAGAAAAAGAAAAUUGGUGAACAAAAUUGUGUAUUUAACCGUUUGCGCUUGUUUAAUGUUGUACAAAUAAUAUCGCAUCGGAUUCUGAAACAUCGUAAAAAGAGCGUAGAAGUCAUGUUGGUAGAUUAAACAUAACAUGAAAAUAUCGUCGUCGAUAAUUGUUAACCAUGAAAUACAACGCAUGUAAGUAGGCCAAGCAGAGAAACGUAAUACUUUAGUGAAUGCACAUAAACGCAAGAAUUCCUGCUUUUGUCGUCGAUAACUUGGCUCUCCUUUCGUUCAAAUUCAUAGUAGGAAAAAAAAAAUAUAGAAUGUUACGAGCGCAAUGAAAAUAAUUCAAGUGUUUAACAAAUGGAUGACAUGCACGGUUUUCUUUAUUCACGGGGAAACAAAAACGUCAAACACCGGGAAAUCUAGUCUUGAACUUUCGAAAAGUUUAUCCGCUUGAAUUCAAUCAUCACCUGUAACGUCAUCUUGUCAAUCGGAAACUGGCAAAAGGGUAGGAAGGCAGCAGUCAAGUCACUCUAGAAUACCGAUGCAGAGUACCGUGAAAACAGUUUAGCGUUAACACAAGAAUGUUUAACAGAAAUUUGUAAGAGAUGAUGCACACAGCGAAAGAAAGCAAAAGUAGGAGCCGUAAGCGUAGUCACCGAGCAUACCUUAAAAUAACAUAUGUAUAUGAUCAUAUAAAUAUAUAUAUUACAAAAAAAAGACUACAAAAAACCAACACGCGCAUCUAUAUGUGUAUACAUACAUACGUCUAUAUGUAUAUGUAUAUAUACACACACGUAUAAUACAAAAAAAAAUAUGUAUAUUAUAUAUACAUACCAGAUAUAAAUGUGUAAGAAGAUAAUAGCCGACAACUAGAGAUUAUAUCGAAUAUAAGCUUAGAAAUGAGAACAGGAAAAGGGGGCGGAAGACGCGUCACCUGCUAACGCGUACUCCGCGACAUACUGUGUUAAAUACCCUUAGCCGUAAGGAAACUUCAAAACCAUUGAAACGUAUCUCGUAAAAGAAACAGACACGAGAGAAAAUGUUGUGGCUAGCCUGCCGGACCCCCUGAGCCCCUAAAAAUAUGAAUAUGUAAUACGUUUGCUACAUCGAAUGAAAGGAACGCAACGAUAUUACGAGAGCGAAAGGAGAAGAAAAAAAAAAGAGAGAAAGCGAUCAAGCGCAUGAGAAAGAAAAUACGUGUAUGUAUCGGUUAGCAAGUGAGUGAAUAAAUGAACAAGAGUGAGCGUGUGUGAGAGAGAAAGUGUGAACGAUAGAAAUUCACGCGCCUCGACGGAAAAAAGACAACUUCUUUGGAGAGACAAAAGUUUAAUAAUAAACGCUAAUUACGAUCACGUCCGAUUCAUACAGAGAUUACGACGUUCCUUCAUUGUUUCGUAAUGUUUCGUACGAUCCGACGUGCGCGUCACGGGGUCCAUUAUUAUAUCGUAUAAACCCCUUCCCACUCCCAUUCCAACCCCCCAGCGCGGUAUGCGGCAUAUCACUUACGACCGUACGCUAAGGAGUAAGGUGCCUUUUUUUCACUUCAUCGUGUGUAUGUAUUUCGGGGUUAAAACAAACGAACAAAACAAAGAAACCAAAAAAAAAAAAAAGAAAAUAAAAAGAAAACGCGAGUAAACAAAGGGGGAAAAAUCCAACAUAAGAUUUUAUGUAUCACGUGUAGAAACGGCACGACGGAGCUCAAGGGAAGGGGCAUGUGACAUCCAUCCAUCGUACGUCGUCCGACAUACUUUCACAUCGCGAAGAUCCCUUUCCAAAACUCUAAUGCGAAGCGUUGAACGGCAUUGUGAACAAUGAUGUAAUCGAGAAUUCGAAAUGUAUUUCCGCGAUUCGAUGAACGGCCCGCGGGGUCCCAUGGCAGCCUCGUUGCAUACACUUAAGCUUAGGAGAUGUGCAGUUGCUGGACACAGCUCAAGGAGCAACAACCAAGCAAAACCUUGUAUAAUGUACUUACAUGUAAUUUCUAACGACGUGACAGAGACGAUACGCGAUAACGUAUCAGGUGCGCGUGCGCGAAUACAGGCCAAUACACACAUACACAUAUAUGUACACGCGUAUACCUAUAAAAUAGUAAAAUUCACGUACACGUGAAACAGAUAGACACAUAGGAAUGGAUGAUACAAACGUACACUUUAUACACGAAUCACACAGGUGACAUUACUUAAAAAAAGAAAAGAAAAAAAAUAGAUGCACACGUGCACGUGCACAUAGAGAAAAAUGAUGGAAGAUACCUCCAAAAGACAAUUUUCACAGGAUAUAACAAUGGAAACGCGAGACGCCCUGGGACGUGCGUGAAAAAAAACGUGUAUGAUAUUAUGUAUACAUAAUAUAGCAUAUAAAGUAUAUUAUAAAUAAUGAUGAAUAUAAAUAAAAAAUAUAUAUAUAAAUACUAUGAAGAAGUAAACAAAGUAUAAAUAUGAAGGAAGUAUAUAAACGAGAAUAUAGGAUAAAACACGCUUAGGCUUAAGAGUAUAAGAUAUUAUUAUGAUGAUAUAUGGUUGGUUUAUAAUGUAAAAUAUAUUAUAGAAAAUGUA